AUGGCAGCGGCGGCGGCGGCGGCGGGGCCGGGCGCGAGCGGCGCGGGGGCGGCGGGCCCGGGCGGCGCGGGGCCCUGCGCGGCCGUGUCCGUGUUCCCCGGCGCCCGCCUGCUCACCAUCGGCGACGCGAACGGCGAGAUCCAGCGGCACGCGGAGCAGCAGGCGCUGCGCCUCGAGGUGCGCGCCGGCCCGGACGCGGCGGGCAUCGCCCUCUACAGCCAUGAAGACGUGUGUGUGUUCAAGUGCUCGGUGUCGCGGGACACGGAGUGCAGCCGCGUGGGCAAGCAGUCCUUCAUCAUCACCCUGGGCUGCAACAGUGUCCUCAUCCAGUUCGCCACGCCCAGCGAUUUCUGCUCCUUCUACAACAUCCUGAAGACCUGCCGGGGCCACACCCUGGAGCGGUCCGUGUUCAGCGAGCGGACGGAGGAGUCCUCGGCCGUUCAGUAUUUCCAGUUUUACGGCUACCUGUCCCAGCAGCAGAACAUGAUGCAGGACUACGUGCGGACAGGCACCUACCAGCGCGCCAUCCUGCAGAACCACGCCGACUUCAAGGACAAGAUUGUACUGGACGUCGGCUGUGGCUCCGGGAUCCUGUCGUUCUUUGCCGCCCAAGCUGGAGCCAGGAAGAUCUAUGCGGUGGAGGCCAGCACCAUGGCCCAGCACGCUGAGGUGUUGGUGAAGAGCAACAACCUGACCGACCGCAUCGUGGUCAUCCCCGGCAAGGUGGAGGAGGUCUCGCUCCCCGAGCAGGUGGACAUCAUCGUGUCGGAGCCCAUGGGCUACAUGCUCUUCAACGAGCGCAUGCUGGAGAGCUACCUGCACGCCAAGAAGUACCUGCGGCCGGGCGGCAACAUGUUCCCCACCAUCGGCGACGUGCACCUGGCGCCCUUCACAGACGAGCAGCUCUACAUGGAGCAGUUCACCAAGGCCAACUUCUGGUACCAGCCAUCCUUCCACGGCGUGGACCUGUCGGCCCUCCGAGGAGCCGCAGUAGACGAGUACUUCCGGCAGCCCGUGGUGGACACGUUUGACAUCCGAAUCCUGAUGGCCAAGUCUGUCAAGUACACCGUGAACUUCUUAGAAGCCAAAGAGGGAGAUCUGCACAGGAUAGAGAUCCCAUUCAAAUUCCACAUGCUGCACUCGGGGCUGGUCCACGGCCUGGCUUUCUGGUUUGACGUCGCUUUCAUCGGCUCCAUAAUGACCGUGUGGCUGUCCACGGCCCCGACAGAGCCGCUGACGCACUGGUACCAGGUGCGGUGCCUGUUCCAGUCGCCGCUGUUCGCCAAGGCCGGGGACACGCUCUCAGGGACCUGUCUGCUGAUCGCCAACAAGAGACAGAGCUACGACAUCAGUAUUGUGGCCCAGGUGGACCAGACGGGCUCCAAGUCCAGUAACCUCCUGGACCUGAAAAACCCCUUCUUCAGAUACACGGGCACGACGCCCUCGCCCCCGCCCGGCUCCCACUACACGUCGCCCUCCGAGAACAUGUGGAACACGGGCAGCACCUACAACCUCAGCAGCGGGAUGGCCGUGGCGGGCAUGCCGACCGCCUACGACCUGAGCAGUGUUAUCGCCGGCGGCUCCAGCGUGGGCCACAACAACCUGAUUCCUCUAGCCAACACGGGGAUUGUCAAUCACACCCACUCGCGGAUGGGCUCCAUAAUGAGCACAGGCAUUGUGCAAGGCUCCUCGGGCGCCCAGGGCGGCGGCGGCGGCUCGAGCGCCCACUAUGCGGUCAACAGCCAGUUCACCAUGGGCGGCCCCGCCAUCUCCAUGGCCUCGCCCCUGUCUCUCCCGACCAACACCAUGCACUACGGGAGCUAGGCGCCGCGGCCGCCCGCCACAGCACCAGGAAACCAAAUGACGCCCCUGCUGGAGCAGCCCGAACACCCCGUCACAGCCCUCUUUGCUAUGGGAACUUGGACACUUUUUUACACCGUGUUGCCGCCGCCCCCCCUGCCCACGAGCGCGCGCCGCUGCCAUGAUUGACACACAUCACGUCAGGGGCGCCUUCGACCCCUCCCCCAGCCCCCCGACCUGGCCUUGACAUCUGUCACGGCCCGCGGGGCCCACAGCUGCGCCCGGUCGGGGUGGGAGGCGGGGCCCCCCUUCAGCUCCCAGGCCUUGGUCACCACGGGCGUGACAUGCUGCUUUUUUUAAUUUUAUUUUUUUACGAAAAGAACCAGUGUCAAUCCACAGAUCCUCUGAGAAACCCGGCCGGCCGGGCCCAGCCAGCAGCCCCCGUCUCCCCCCUCGGACUCAGAGGCUCAGCGGCGGGGGGGAGGUGGCGGGGAGGGGGGGCGGCCCUGCAGGGUCCUCAGGGCCGGGUGGGGCCAGGCCCUGGGGCCCCCUCCCCACCCAAGGGUUCACCUCACACUUGAAUGUACAACCCACCCUGGCUGCCUGGAGGCCUCCGUCCACAGCCCCUGCCUCCUGCUGCUCCCCAUCCCGCCCCGCCCUGCGCUAGACCGGAGGGUAGGUCCCCAGGGCCCCCGGGACAGGCACGGACACCUGGCGCUGCACCCCGGGGCUGGGGGGGGGGGGGGCGUCCCGUCCUCGUCCUGUAGCUAACCCUAGGCCUGUGUUGCCGCUCCAGUCCCUAUA
Lepus europaeus (European hare) is the source of this 2604-nucleotide messenger RNA. RefSeq names its product coactivator associated arginine methyltransferase 1 (gene CARM1). Lineage: Eukaryota; Metazoa; Chordata; Mammalia; Lagomorpha; Leporidae. The coding region runs from base 1 to 1824 and encodes 607 amino acids. The record is from RefSeq and is a predicted model, not a curated record. The transcript has 16 exons. Gene Ontology annotation, biological process: peptidyl-arginine methylation. Gene Ontology annotation, molecular function: protein-arginine N-methyltransferase activity.